GAGGCAAAAGUAGACCAUUUUUAAAUAGAUGUACCAUCAAGAUGGCGGACAGCCGUUUAGUUGUCACAAUUUCUGGCGUCGCCCUGUCCCUCCUUCUUUACGAAAAUGCAAGAAGUGUCGGAGAUCAGAUGGGUUUCCUUUUGGGGGAAAUACUCGUGUUCGUUACUAAAAAGUUCACUGACUCCGACAAGCAAGUCGAACAUGUUAGAAUACACAUCGAUAUCGACUCCGUUGUUGCCUGCCCAAUUGUGGACUUGAUACAAGAUUCUACUGGUAAAGUGAAAGAGGAUACACUUAAAGACAUCACCCGUGACAAAAGCAAACGAGUCGUCGGGUGGUUUCGAUUUAGGCAAAAUGCAUCUCUAGUGCCUACGUUAAGGGACCGAAUUUUACAUAAACAAUUUGCGUUACAUUUUUCUAAUGGCAACAACUCUAAUGAGGAACUCUUUGUUGCGUGCUUUCUAAAUUCCUCAGUUUCGAACAAGAAAGGCACGCAUAAAUAUAGGCACGUGUUCCUGCGGCAUAAAAAGGGGGUAUUUGAGCCAAUACCUUUGAAAAUAAAUAAUUUGGGUGCUGAUGCCUCUCGACACGACGGCUCUGAUUACAAACCUAUACCACGGCGAGAAUCAACGCAAGAACCCAAUGCUUUUGACAAAAUCAUUGAAUCGCUUAAACCGGAUAUUUCAAAUAUGUCCGGAGUUGAAUCUGUGACCGCCAUAGAGAGGGCAGCAGAGCGACACCUCGCUUCUUUAAUUCCGCUGGUAAAUGAAACCGACCGUGAAGUUUAUGAACUUGAGAAACAAGUACAAGAGAUGCGAGCUAAAAUACUUGCUCGAAAACAAGUAAGUGCAAAUGAACGCUUGCAAGGGAACAAACCUGAACGUGAAAUUAGCUCGCAAAUGGAACACGAUAAAACAGCAGCGUUCAAAAACCAAAAUGUAUGGAAAACUGAUAUAUUAAAUACGGUAUGCAAAGACAUCACCAAACCAGAGAACGAGUUCUUACUGAAGAAUGAGAUAAUGGUUACCAACAAGACGCGAAACAUAAUGACUGCAAGUGUGAAGAAUAUUAAUCAAGAGAGAGCGAGGACUUUGAACCUGCGAAAAGAUGCACCGAGUAGUACAAGCCAGGACCCUUUCGCAAACAUGAUGUCUGAACUGAAGAUGGAUAUCGAGGAAUCACCUGUGUCCACUCGUACCUAUUCUCAAGUCACAAAAAAAGAACCAGACACCAGUCCCAACCCUUCGGCUUCGUCAAUCGUCUGAUCGAGGGAAACUCAAGGACUUGUCACGUAUGAAUCUUAAUUUCUCUUUACAUGUGCAUAAUUGUAAAGUCCUAUUUUUGUUACUGAUACCAUUUUCUGUUGCUGAUAAGAUAGAAUCCAUUCUGUCACUAUCCAAUCGCUGACUUGGCCAGGCUCUUUCGUAGUGGCUUUAAACGUGUCGACGUUAUUGUACAUAUUUCCUACUCAGUAAUUAUUAAUAAAGAUUUAGAUAAUAUUGAA
Orussus abietinus is the source of this 1504-nucleotide messenger RNA. RefSeq names its product BRISC complex subunit FAM175B-like. The coding region runs from base 42 to 1265 and encodes 407 amino acids. The record is from RefSeq and is a predicted model, not a curated record. Gene Ontology annotation, biological process: protein K63-linked deubiquitination; mitotic spindle assembly; attachment of spindle microtubules to kinetochore. NCBI's taxonomy places the organism in Eukaryota, Metazoa, Arthropoda, Insecta, Hymenoptera, Orussidae. Gene Ontology annotation, cellular component: nucleus. Gene Ontology annotation, molecular function: polyubiquitin modification-dependent protein binding; microtubule binding. The transcript is spliced from 7 exons.